Dromiciops gliroides (monito del monte) is the source of this 2433-nucleotide messenger RNA. RefSeq names its product homeobox A11 (gene HOXA11). Gene Ontology annotation, molecular function: RNA polymerase II cis-regulatory region sequence-specific DNA binding; DNA-binding transcription factor activity, RNA polymerase II-specific. The record is from RefSeq and is a predicted model, not a curated record. The transcript is spliced from 2 exons. Gene Ontology annotation, biological process: anatomical structure development; regulation of transcription by RNA polymerase II. Gene Ontology annotation, cellular component: nucleus. Lineage: Eukaryota; Metazoa; Chordata; Mammalia; Microbiotheria; Microbiotheriidae. The coding region runs from base 1 to 966 and encodes 321 amino acids.
AUGGAUUUUGAUGAGCGCGUGCCCUGCUCGUCUAACAUGUAUUUGCCCAGUUGUACUUACUACGUCUCGGGUCCUGACUUCUCGAGCCUCCCUUCUUUUUUGCCCCAAACCCCGUCUUCUCGCCCCAUGACAUAUUCCUACUCGUCCAACCUCCCCCAGGUCCAACCUGUUAGAGAAGUGACCUUCCGGGAGUAUGCCAUUGAGCCCUCCAGUAAAUGGCACCCCCGGCCCAACCUGCCCCACUGCUAUUCGGCAGAGGAGCUCAUGCACAGGGACUGCCUGCCCGCCUCCGGCAGCGCGAGCGUGGGCGACAUGCUGGCCAAGAACUCCGCCAACGUCUACCACCACCCCGGCACCACGGGCACCUCGUCCAAUUUCUAUAGCACGGUGGGCAGGAAUGGGGUCCUGCCCCAGGCUUUCGACCAGUUUUUCGAGACUGCCUACGGCCCCCCGGACAACCUGACCGCCGCCUCCUCCUCCGACUACCCGGGGGACAAGGGCGCGGACAAAAUGCCCCCGGCGGCUGGGGCGGCGGCGGCUGCUGCCUCCGCCCCUCCAACUUCAAGUUCGGAUGCCGCCGGUGGCGGCGGCUGCGGCAGGGAGAAUGCGGCGGCAGCGGCGGCGGCAGCCGCCGCCGCCGCAGCCGAAGACAAGGAAAGGCGCCGGCGGACUGAAAGCAGCAGCAGCCCCGAGUCAUCUUCCGGCAACAAUGAGGACAAAUCCAGCGGCUCCAGUGGCCAGCGGACCCGGAAAAAACGGUGCCCGUACACAAAAUACCAGAUUCGGGAACUAGAGAGAGAAUUCUUCUUCAGUGUCUACAUUAACAAGGAGAAGCGACUGCAGCUCUCUCGCAUGCUCAACCUGACCGAUCGCCAAGUGAAAAUCUGGUUUCAGAACAGACGCAUGAAAGAAAAAAAAAUUAACAGAGACCGGUUACAGUACUACUCCGCCAACCCGCUGCUCUAAGAGUGGGUCCCGCCUUGGGGGGGUCGUGGGGCUUUUUUUUUUUCAAGAGGAGAUUAAACUCAGAUUUCGUCCUUGACAAGGUCAAGCCGCACGGUGACUUUCUGGAGGAAGGUGUGGAACUGAGGGAUCGAGGGAACUGGAGCGUGCACAUGCCAGAACAGCGCCUUGGACCCUCGGUGGGGUUCUGGCCUUAGUAUGGAGGAUAAUGGGAUUUUCCUAUUCCCAUAUCAACUUGAAUCCAUCCCAUUGGGACCCCUGUGGCCCCGACUCGGGGUAUUUCAACCACCCCACGCCCCAGGGCGGAGCUUUUACCUCUUACUGUGACAGACCCUGCACCCGGGCUAUGAGGAGACUGGUUCCUCAGUUUCCAAAGGGAGGCAUAGGACAAAGGGGGGAGGGGUCUCCACACCUAGCCGUAAGUCCCUUUGCUUGGGGCCCAGUGCAGGAUGUCUGAUCUGGGUUGGAAGGGAGUGCUCUAAGAUCCAGGACAUGCAGCAAAGACUAGUGCGAAAUCAAACAGAAAGAAACAAAACAAAACAAACAAACACAAAAACACAACAACACACCACCACGAGCAAACUGCAAACUUUGGGAGGAGGAGGGAGAAGAAGGGUUAGGGGACGGAAGAAAGGGGAUUCUUCAGUUAGAGCAGGGCCUCCGCUCCACCUUGAUGUAAAGGAAGAGAAACGACGCUCUCUCCAACAGCCGAUGCGAAAAGAGGCAUGAGAGAGGGAACACAUUGAAAAUGUUUCUGAAAGAUUCAAGUACCGGCUCACCGGAUCCCUUCUGAAAAAUAAACAAGGGCUAUCACAACAGCUCCAGCCCUCUGCCCACCUGGAGAAGGUCUGGGCUUUGUAGCGGGAAAGUAGCCGCGCUGGAGAGCCCUCCUGGGGCUCGCGCUGAGCCCCUGAACUUCAGCAAAGGACCAGAGGGAGAAGGGAGAGAAAAGACAAACUCCCCUUCCAAACUGUUGCUGACUCCCCAAACUUUCUGCAGGAAAUACCUGUGGAGAGCGAGUUUGGCAAAUCCCACCCAACACUUCAUUGAAACGUGGAUUUGUGCAAUGCACUGACAUCGGAUCAUUAAAAGCCCUUUCAUCCAGUGUUGUUUGCAAAGGUAGGGAGGGAGGCAGGAAUUCCGCAACCGGGCAGAACAGGCAGACAAUGUAAAUACUCGCGUUCUGUUUUGUCCCCUCCUCUUGUGUGUGUGUCCUACCAUUCCGUGUCCUAAAAAGCUUUGCCCGAAAUCCACCAGGAAAGGAGAGUUGUUCGCAAUUAUUUUAAAAGAGAAAUAGUCUAUAGAUAUAUAUAUAUAUAGAUAUAUAUAUAUAUUUCCCUGCAGGAACCAAAGCGAUGGAAGAAAAAUGCAAUUUAAAGAAAAAGGAAGAAUGAAAAAAAUAUUUAAGAUUCUAUAUCUGUUUACAAAAGGAGCGAUGUUCAUGGCGAGGUUAAUUUACUGGUGAGAAUU